AUGAUAAAAAUUAUUUUAAAACUCAUAUUUGCUUCAGAUUGUAAUAGCAGUGAAGUAAAUGCUGCUUUAAGUACUAAAAAUAACUCAGAAGUUAUAGACAUUAGUAAAUACAUGAUAAAGAAUAAGAAAAGAUCCAGCUUUCAUAUUGAAAGAGAAUCAGAAAGUUUUUAUUCUAAUUCUAACAGUUUUACAAUAUCAAGUAGUUCUAAUUUAAAUUCUCAAAAUCAAAACAAUGGUUUGAUAACAAAUCUUGAUGAUUUACCUGUAUAUCAAAAUGUUCCCCAAAAUUCUCAAAAUCAAAACAAUGGUUUGAUGCCAAAUCUUAAUGAUUUACCUGUAUAUCAAAAUGUUCCCCAAAUAUCUUUAAAUGAUAGCAAUGAAUCUAGUAAUGAUAAUGAUAACACCUACGAAGAAAUCGAUUUUUUAGAUGAAACAGCAUUUAAAAAUGAAGUUGAACAACCAAAAAUAUCAUUUAUAAAAAUAGAAAAUGAAAUAUUAUGUGAAGAUUUUGAAUACGAAAAAGACAUUAAUAUUGAAUUUAAAAAUAAAAACAACAAUUCUUUUUUUAAACAUAACCCUAUAAAGUGUUUAUCAAUAACUUUAGUGUUUAUAUCUAUACCUCUAAUAAUUUCAAUAGGUUUACUAGUUAUUUUUAUAUUAAAAAAAUAUAAAUUUAUUUAA
Messenger RNA from Hepatospora eriocheir, 681 nucleotides. The record is from the annotation of a GenBank genome assembly. Lineage: Eukaryota; Fungi; Microsporidia; Hepatosporidae.